Molecule: messenger RNA, 2223 nt
Organism: Plasmodium falciparum 3D7
Lineage: Eukaryota; Apicomplexa; Aconoidasida; Haemosporida; Plasmodiidae
Gene: METAP1c
Product: putative methionine aminopeptidase 1c
Molecular function (GO): initiator methionyl aminopeptidase activity
Source: RefSeq, a predicted model, not a curated record
AUGAAUAUCUCUAUUUUUUUUUUUUUGUUUUUGUAUAGUGGUAGUAUAUGUGCUAUUCAUUUAUGGAGACAUUCGGAAUGGAGAGGACGGAAUGUGUUAGGUGGUGGGAAAUGUAGGAAUAAUGAUAAUAUGUUAUGGUUAGAUUUAAUAAAAAAAAAUAAAAAAGUAAAUAAAAAAAAAAAUAAAAAUAAUAAUAAUAAUAUUAUUAGUAGUAGUUGUUGUUGUUGUUGUUGUUGUUGUAUAUAUAAUGAUAAGUACUGUUUCCUUUUUGUGAAUAAGAAGAUAGAUAAUAAUUAUAAGAGGAUAAAAAAGAAAGAGAAGCAUAAUUGUAAGAAAAGAUUAAAGAGUUUAAAUAACGAAGGUGGUUUUUCUAAUACAUAUCAUAAUGAUGUAAAAAAAAAUACAUUAGAUUAUUGUGAAGAAAGAUUACCAUCAUAUCAUAGAUAUAUAGAUAAUUUAAAAACUCGUAAAAUUAUUCAUCCAAGUAUAAGAAUCCGAAAUUUAGAUAAGAAGUUUAUGAAAUGUAAAGAAAGUUAUAAUAAAUUAUAUUCUCAUUUAAAAGAAAAUGAUUUGUUUGAAAAUUUUUCAUAUGUUGGUAGACAAAAAAAAGGAAUAUUAUCUCCUACAUAUCGUUUACCUAAAUAUAUUGAGAGACCUAAUUAUCAUAAGACAGGUAUUCCAAUAUAUGUACCAUAUGAUAAGGAAAAAAAAAAUAAUAAAACCAAUAGUGAUCAUAAUAAUAAAUAUGAUCAUUACAAUUGUAAUUAUGAUUACAAUUAUUAUGAUAAUAUAAAGAGUGAUAAAGAUAUCCAAAUUAUUAAAGAAAAUUGUAAAUUUGCUAGAGAACUAAUGGAUGAUGUAUCUUAUAUAAUAUGUGAAGGGAUAACAACAAAUGACAUAGAUAUAUAUAUUUUAAACAAAUGUAUUAAUAAUGGAUUUUAUCCAUCACCUUUAAAUUAUCAUAAUUUUCCAAAAAGUUCUUGUAUUUCCAUUAACGAAAUUUUAUGUCAUGGUAUACCAGAUAAUAAUUUACUAUAUUUAAACGAUGUUGUUAAAAUAGAUAUUAGUUUAUUUAGGAAUGGAUAUCAUGCAGAUAUGUGUGAGAGUUUUAUUGUACCCAAAUUAAGUAAAAACGAAAAAAAAAAAAGAAAAAAAUUUUAUGAUUUUAUUUAUUUAAAUAAUUCAUUCAAAACAAAAUAUACCAAAUAUAUUUUAAAAUAUCAUUAUGAUUUAACAAAAAAUAAAGUUGUCAGAAGAGGAAAAUCAUUUGUCACAAAAAAAAUUAAAUAUGCUGCUCCAAACUCAAAAGAACAAAAUGAUGAUCUAUGUAAUAACGACUUUGAUGAUAACACAACAAAUGUAAUGAACACAUCUCAAAAAUAUUGUUUUAAUGAUAUCUAUGAAGAUAAAAUACCAUCACAUACAAAUAUGCAUACAAAUAUGCAUACAAAUACACAGACCCAUACAAAUAUGCAUACCCAUACCCAUAAUAGGAACAAUUCUUAUUAUCCAAAUAAUCAAAUGCACAAUAAUGAAAAGAAUACAUUUAAUAUGUCGAAUAAUGUUUUGCAACAAGAAGACGAUGAGCUUGAAUAUUUCCAUAAAUAUUAUGACCAAAAAAUCAUUUUUAAUAAAGAAAAUAAUGAAAUUUAUGAAGACAUCCAGAAAUUUAUAUAUCAAAAAAGUUUAAAUAAAACAAUUGGAAAAAAAAGAUUCGAUUUUUUCGAUAAUACAAAAAUGAGUACAAAUGAUAUCAAAAAUUUCAUGUAUCAAAAAAAUUUGGAUUUAAUAAAAACAGCAUAUGAAUGUACAAUGGCAGGAAUUAGUGUAUGUAAAGAUGGAACACCUUUUAACAAAAUAGCAGAAGCUAUGGAUAAUUAUAUUAAACAAGUAAAUAAAAAAAAUAAUAAAACAUAUUCUAUAGUACCACAUUUAUGUGGUCAUAAUAUAGGAAAAAAUUUUCAUGAAGAACCAUAUAUUAUACAUACAUUAAAUAAUGAUCAAAGAAAAAUGUGUUCAAAUAUGGUAUUUACAAUAGAACCAAUCAUAUCAGAAUCUUCUACCAAUUUUAUUCUUUGGCCAGAUAACUGGACUAUCUCAAAUACAAAAUAUCAUUUUUCUGCUCAAUUCGAACAUACUAUUUUAAUACAAAAAAACGGAGCACAAAUUCUAACAGACAAAAGAGAUAUAUCUCCAAAAUAUUUGUGGCAGCAAAUAAAUUAA